Messenger RNA from Aspergillus sclerotioniger CBS 115572, 2238 nucleotides. Its product is annotated as putative choline kinase. Gene Ontology annotation, cellular component: cytoplasm. Gene Ontology annotation, biological process: phosphatidylethanolamine biosynthetic process; phosphatidylcholine biosynthetic process. Gene Ontology annotation, molecular function: choline kinase activity; ethanolamine kinase activity. The record is from RefSeq and is a predicted model, not a curated record. Bases 1 to 2238 code for a protein of 745 amino acids. The transcript has 4 exons. NCBI's taxonomy places the organism in Eukaryota, Fungi, Ascomycota, Eurotiomycetes, Eurotiales, Aspergillaceae.
AUGGAUUCUGACCAAUCAUCUCAAGGACCACAACCGAUCCUGGGAACUGGUUUGAACGUCUCCCUUCAGGGCCGCCGUCAGACCAAUGGCCACGAAGAUUCCGCCAUUGCGUCAGAAGGAACCAUCAAACAACGCACCCCCGCGCCAAAAAAAGCCGCAACGCGACCGUCUCUUCACCAGCCGGCUUCGUUAAGUAGUCAAACAUCCAGCGUCGUUACUGAAUUCGCGCAUCGCAAUGAAAGAGACGACAGCAUGAAGCACGGCGAGGAAGACCCGCAGAAUAGCCUUUUUACACAGGUGUAUGAGUGGCUUCGGCGCGAGAAAUCGAAACGGAAUUUUCAUAAAUCGAAAGGUCCAUCGAUGAUGGACGGGGCUGCAAGUGAUGGUGACGAUGACGAUGAUGACGAUAAUAGCGUCCUUGUGGAAAGACCCGUGUCUCAAGGUUCUGACGCUGCAUUUGCUCUUGAUAACCUGGAGAAGAUCCUCAUCCAGUAUGCUGCUUCGCGACAGGAGGGAGGCUCUGUAAACUUCGCCCGACGCUCUGGUCGUCGGCGCCAGCAGUCCAGGGGAUUGCGUAGGGGCUCUGCUUCCGAAUCCGACUUUUCAGACUUCGAGGCGACUGCCCCUAGCGUGGAUGCAGUGCUGGACAACUCCAAGACUCUCGCUUACAGCGGCGGUAGUGCCGAGGAUGACGAUAAUGAGAACGGCGCCAAUGCUGGACGCGCGAAAGACAGAGAAGCCUGGACGGUGUUCAAGAGUGAAAUUCUCCGGCUUGCUCAUACUAUGCAGCUCAAAGGAUGGCGGAAGCUUCCCAUCGAUAUCGCUGCUGAUAUCGAGGUCGUUCGACUUAGCGGUGCCUUGACCAACGCCGUUUAUGUAGUCACGCCGCCGCAGAACAUCCCAGUGCCCAAGGCGGAGGAUGGAUCGUACUCAUUGGUGCCCAGAAAGCCACCUCCGAAGCUUUUGCUACGUAUUUAUGGACCGCAAGUGGAUCACUUGAUUGACCGGGACAAUGAGCUCCAAAUUCUUCGCCGACUCGGUCGAAAGAACAUCGGACCCAAGGUUCUGGGUACUUUCAAUAACGGACGGUUCGAAGAGUUCUUUGAAGCUCGCCCAUUGACGCCAAAGGAGCUCCGUGACCCCCCGACUAUGAAGCAAAUUGCGAAGCGGAUGAGGGAGCUGCAUGAUGGCGUUGAUCUGCUUGUGGACGAGAGGGAUGGGGGCCCCAUGGUGUUCAAGAAUUGGGACAAAUGGGUCGACCGCUGCGAGCAAGUCAUCAAUUGGCUAGACAAGGAGAUUCGAUCCGAACACAACAACAGCAAAUCGGCGACGGAGGCGUGGCGUCGGCGAGGCUUCGUCUGCGGUGUCCCCUGGCCCUCAUUCAGGAAGGCAGUGGAAGGCUAUCGAAAGUGGAUUGUUUCCAGCUGCGGAGGGAUUGAUGAGAUCAAUCGGCAGCUGGUGUUUGCGCAUAACGAUACUCAAUAUGGCAAUCUGCUUCGCAUGGAGCCCAGUCAUGAGUCCCCGCUGCUCCGACCCGAGAACGUCCAUAAGCAGCUGGUUGUGAUUGACUUUGAAUAUGCGUCAGCGAACACUCCCGGACAUGAGUUCGCCAACCACUUUACUGAAUGGUGCUACAACUAUCACGACGCGGAGCGGUCGUGGGCGUGCGACAACACGCGCUAUCCGACCCCGGAGCAGCAGCAUCGGUUUAUCAAUGCGUAUCUCAACCACCGGCCCGGAUUGCGCGAGCAGGCCUCUCCCUCCAUCACCCCCCUGAUGCGUGGUCUCUCCGCCAACACUUCUUCCUUAGCUCCUCUGGAUCUGGACGACGGACCGGACGUAGACAUGACAGCUCGCCUAGAUAUCGAGAAAGCGCACGAGAACAGCAACGAAGCAAAGAUCCAGUUCUACAUGCGCCAGACCAGACUAUGGCGUGUGCUCAACUCGGCGCAGUGGGUCGCCUGGGGAAUCGUGCAGGCCAAGGUCCCCGGCAUGGAGGAGGGCAUCGCAGCGGACGAGGCCGCCAAUGGCCACCACGAUACCAAUGGUAAUGGCGCGCACACUACUCCACCCGUGGAUGCGGACAUUGACGAGGCCGAUGAAUUCGACUACCUUGCCUAUGCACAAGACCGAGCCCUAUUCUUCUGGUCGGACCUAUUGUCGAUGAAAUUCAUCCGGGAGGACGAACUGCCCAAGGACCUGGUGGAACAGAUCCGCUCACGGAUCAUCGAGUACUAG